GGACCCGACGCAACAUACACAUCACCACAAGAAGAAACGGUUUCACCUCAACGUCUGCCGAGGACUAAAUCCCAUCCGCAGUAGCGCUGGUGAUGGCGAUGGUGUGUAUGUGGGCAUGCACACGGCUCAGAGCUGUUGGAAGCACGCGGCUGCGUGUCUGCAGGUGGACGAUAAAGCGUUCUUUAAUCUGGGCAAGGCCGAGUCCAUGCCUACUG
This is a messenger RNA of Sphaeroforma arctica JP610, 215 nucleotides long. RefSeq lists its product as hypothetical. The transcript has a single exon. The record is from RefSeq and is a predicted model, not a curated record. The annotation marks the transcript as partial. NCBI's taxonomy places the organism in Eukaryota, Ichthyosporea, Ichthyophonida.